This is a messenger RNA of Monomorium pharaonis (pharaoh ant), 3874 nucleotides long. RefSeq names its product dipeptidyl peptidase 9. Gene Ontology annotation, biological process: proteolysis. The transcript has 10 exons. The coding region runs from base 473 to 2998 and encodes 841 amino acids. Lineage: Eukaryota; Metazoa; Arthropoda; Insecta; Hymenoptera; Formicidae. Gene Ontology annotation, molecular function: dipeptidyl-peptidase activity; serine-type peptidase activity. The record is from RefSeq and is a predicted model, not a curated record.
GAUCCUGGUCGUGACGAUGGUAUGAGCACGGCGAUUUCGGAAAAUUAAUGUCGCGCGACGUCGGCAGGAGGGAGAGAGAGGACCGCCGAGAAGAGACCGCGCAGCGAGGCCGGAGAGAAGGUGAAAGUGAGCCUCUGUCGCGCGGCGGCCGUGGAUCAACGGACGGUGUAUAACCUAAAAAUAAAGCAUACGUUUCUCUCUCUCUCUCUCUCUUUCUCUCUCUCUCUCUCCUUUUCUCCCACUCGCUCGCUCCUCCUUCUCACGUCUGCGUCCGCUCCGCUCGCGCGCGCAGUACGUCGUGUGCACCGUCCGUGUGCGUAACCCUCGUUGCGGAAUCCUCGCAUCUUCGUUCGCGUUCACCACCUUUAGAGUGGCGACUUUUGGGACUCGAGUCGACAUGAUCGCGCCGGGACGACCGCGGUGGUGCUCGCUGGUGCUGGACGAGUGACUUCGCGACGGCCGCCGGCAACGUAUGGAGAAUAUGGAUAUCACGGGCGGCGAGUCGGCGGGGGAGCAGGCCGUCCCCGACAGCACGGUCCCGCGGAAGUGCUGGUCCGGUCUCCGCGCCGUCGUCAGCGACCUCAGGAGGAAGCUGUCCGGGGUGUCGGCCGCGUCCGUGCCGAGCUCCAUAACGUUCCGCUCGCUUCCUGACGGCCGGACCAGAAUCUAUUUCCUUAGCACACCGAACAACGGCUGGGAGACCACUCUUCUCUACGUGGACAUCGCGCACGCGGACCACGCCAACGGCUACCGGCUGCACUGGCAACCUGUGAUAGAAGCGAACUUUCAGAGUGUGUCAAGUGUAAACAGACUAUCAAAGGAAGAACAGCUGUUGUGGGAGAGGAAAAGACUCGCUACGUGGGGUAUAACCAGUUACGAGAUCCAUGCGGAAAGUGGAAAAUUAGUCUUUCCAGCUGCUAGCAGUCUUUAUCAAUGUGUAGAUACUGGAUUUAUGCCUGGACCGCUUUUUCCGUCGGAAAUCAGAAUGUCAACGGCUGGGGCGAAACUGUGCCCUCAGAUCUGUCCCUGGAACAACGCUCUAAUCGCCCAUACGUGUUCGGGAGACCUGUACCUGUCUCACAGUAUAACCGGCUCCUCGGUUCGAUUGACUCACGCCAGAAAAGGGGGCAGAAGCCUUGUAGACGAUCCGCUCACCGCCGGCACUCCUUCCUACGUUAUGCAGGAGGAAUUUACAAGGUAUAUCGGCUACUGGUGGCAGCCAAAGUCCAUGUUCGACGGGAUCUACAGGAUAGUGUACGAAGAGGUGGACGAGAGUGACGUCAAGAUCUAUUGCUUUCCCUCGUCAAAUUCCGACGAGGUGGACGAAUUUAGAUUUCCUAGAGCCGGUAUGCCGAAUGCCAGGAGUAACUUGAAAAUGGUGCAGUUCCGCCUGACAGAGUCAUUGCAUAUCGUCGACAUCGAAAUUUUGGAGCUUCAGUAUCCCCUUCAUAUUAUGUUCCCAUGGAUGGAAUACAUGGUGAGAGUCGGAUGGACUCCAGAUGCUCAAUACGUCUGGGUGCAACUGUUGGAUAGAAAGCAACAGAAACUCGAAUUGGUCCUGUUGUCGAUAGACAAUUUUUGCGAGCCACCGCCAAACACGUACAAUACGGAAAAUCACUUUACACCCACGUCAACGAGCGUACAAGUGAUAUACUCCGAACAGAGUCCGAUCUGGAUCAACGUAAACGACCUGUUGUACUUCUUAAAGUCCGACGACGCAAACGAAAUCAAAUUUAUAUGGGGCAGCGAGGAAUCCGAGUUUCGACAUUUGUAUCUUAUAACAUCCAGUAUAGCAGGUUUGAGUAACGGAGUGGAAGAACCUUUAGACCGAAUGGACAGUAUAUUUCUCCGACCACGUAUUACUUCCAAGGUAGCGCUAACGCAGGGCAAUUGGGAAGUGCUAGGGAAGAAAAUCUGGGUCGACGAGGUCAAUUCUAUCGUCUACUUCUGCGGGUUACGGGAAGGACCGUUGGAGCAACAUGUUUACGCGGUUUCGCUGCGACGGCCGCUAGAGAUACGGCUGUUGACGCGGCCCGGUUACAGUUACAAUAGUGUAUAUUUUAACAAAGAGUGCACCAUGAUGGUUACUGUUUAUAGCUCCAUUAAAACGCUGCCUACUUGUCAAGUAUUUAAAAUAUCUCAAACCGAUUGGACAGUGGAGAGCAUUUCGCUCACACCUGUAGGCUAUCUCCUAGAACCGUCUACACUCGAAUCCGAAUUGUUCGCGCCGGAGAUUUUUACACAUAAAAUCAAAUCGGGAGAUACGGUCUAUUCAAUGAUAUUCAAGCCCCAUAAUUUCCAACCUGGAGUUAAAUAUCCUACAAUAUUAAACGUUUACGGAGGACCCGAAGUACAACUUGUAUCGAACACAUUUAAAGGUUUAAGACAUUUACGAAUGCACAUGUUAGCUGCUCAAGGCUAUUGUGUAGUUUUAAUAGACUCUCGCGGGUCGCAGCAUAGAGGUCUGGUAUUCGAGAGCCACUUGCGACGUAGGAUGGGAACGGUAGAGCUGAACGAUCAAGUCGAAGUAUUGAGAUAUUUGUCAGAGACUACUGGAUACAUAGAUCUAAAUCGUGUGGCUCUUCAUGGCUGGUCUUACGGCGGAUACUUAAGUCUAAUGGGUUUGAUACAAUAUCCUGACGUAUUCAAACUGGCCAUUGCUGGUGCUCCGGUUACCUCAUGGAACUUUUACGACACCGGAUAUACCGAGCGUUACAUGGAUUUGCCGCAAAACAAUCCUCAUGGUUACAUGGCUGGAUCGGUCCUGACAUACGUAAACAAGUUUCCCGACGAAGAAAACCGUUUGUUGAUUAUUCACGGUCUCAUAGACGAGAAUGUACAUUUCUACCACACUAGCCAGUUGAUUAAUGCCCUUGUGAAGAUCGGAAAACCGUAUCAGCUGCAAGUUUAUCCUAACGAGAGACACAGUCUGAGAAGCCUAGACGCCAGUAAACAUUACGAGACGACCCUGUUGUCCUUCUUACAGAAUCAUUUAUGAACUGAUGUUAUCUUUUUAUUUUCGUUUCUUUUUUCUUUGUUAGGUAGUUCGAUAAUAACCGUUCCUCUAAAACAGGAUGUUUAACUGCCAUUAAUUUACGUUCACACUUAAACGUAAAACUUAAAAAGAAGAAAUACUUUCAAAUGGCAAGGAUAUGUGUACUAAUUUCUGUAUAAAAGUGUGCCUCCAAGGCUUUUAAGAUAGUAUUAUAUUUUUUUUAAGUAAUUGCAGUGUGUGAAUAUAUCGUGUAAUUAAUUACCAGGACGAACUUCUAGCAAGGAAUUUAUAAUGUAUACCAAGAAAAGAUAUGUAUGGGAUAUAAAUUUUUAAUGCCACUGUCAAGAUGCCACAAAACGCGUAACAAAUAUAUUCAAGGUUUUCUUAAUCAGCUAUUGUCAAAGCUUACAAUCGUGAUAUAAUGAUUAAUUGUGACACUAUUUUCUAAGAGAAUGGACAAUACUCAAUUUACUGACAAUAGUUAAUCAGGAAGACUACGCCGGACGCGUUUCUGUUUCGCGGUUAUUUCUCAUAUCGUUAGAAAUUAACACAUCAACUGCAACUACAUGUACAUAUGCGACACUGUGACCACAUACAUGUAUCCCUCUUAUCUUUUUACAAAAUGAAAAUCCGCGUUUCAGCGAAAAAAGUAUUUGCGUUUUUCAAUGUUGUGAAAUAAUCGUAUAUCCGAUGGAUAAUUAUUUGUCAAUGAAUAAAUUCAUUAUUUUAUAUUUUUUAUAAUUAUUAUAAGCAGUGAAUCGUAAUAUUAUGUAUAUAGUAAUUGCGAUACCUAAAACAAAUAUCUAAAAAUUUAAUAGAAUAUUUGAAAACUGUUGAAAAGAAAACACUGUAUUUGAGAAUUAAAUUACAAUUUAAUUA